Dunckerocampus dactyliophorus (ringed pipefish) is the source of this 5715-nucleotide messenger RNA. RefSeq names its product unc-51 like autophagy activating kinase 1 (gene ulk1b). Gene Ontology annotation, biological process: positive regulation of autophagy; axon extension; peptidyl-serine phosphorylation. Lineage: Eukaryota; Metazoa; Chordata; Actinopteri; Syngnathiformes; Syngnathidae. Gene Ontology annotation, molecular function: ATP binding; protein serine/threonine kinase activity. The transcript has 27 exons. The record is from RefSeq and is a predicted model, not a curated record. Gene Ontology annotation, cellular component: autophagosome; cytoplasm. Bases 580 to 3654 code for a protein of 1024 amino acids.
UCUGCGCCUGCGCGUUACAGCCCCGACAACACCGUCUGCUUUGUUGGGACCAUCGAUGCUACUGUGACUUGGCUCGACUACGUUUUGAUCCAAAAGAGAUUAGGGGUUGCAUUUAUCCUUAGUCACUCAUGUGAGAUUAUAAUUAGGUUUUGAGUUGACAGUCAGACCUUGUUUUGUCGUUUUGACGCUGGAGACGACAGAGGCGAGGAGCUCCUGUAUAUAAACAAAACGCAGCGCGAGCUGCUUUUAAGGUGGCACGUCAUUAGCGACAGCUGGAACAACAAGAGCCCCCUCCGAGGCCGCUUGGUCCACUCGGUGAAGAGGAGCUCGGUGUCCGGAAAAUGGAAGUCUUCGCUCGGCCUCGUCGGGAGUGAACCUCCGUAACUAGCGAACAUGAGAAAAGAGGGCCGCUUGUUGUCUGGACGGCAGCUCCUGGCAAGUGAAAGAGGGGGUGACCGUCCCUACUGCUGCCCCCGCUUGACGGAGGAGAAAGGCGAGCUUGCUAGCAAAAAGGGCGACCGAAGACGCCCUGGUUUUCUGCCCCGGUCCAAGUAGAGCUAAAGCGGACUGAGGCGCAUCAUGGAGACGGUGGGGAGAUUCGAGUUCAGUCGGAAGGACCUGAUAGGACAUGGCGCAUUUGCGGUCGUCUUUAAAGGAAGACACCGAGAGAAACAUGACUGGGAGGUGGCAGUGAAAUGCAUCAACAAGAAGAACCUAGCCAAAUCCCAGACACUGCUGGGGAAGGAGAUCAAAAUACUCAAGGAACUGAAGCAUGAAAACAUUGUAGCAUUACUGGACUUUCAGGAAACUGCCAGCUCAGUAUACCUUGUGAUGGAGUACUGUAACGGCGGUGACCUUGCCGACUACUUACAUUCAAAAGGCACGCUGAGCGAGGACACGAUUCGUGUUUUCCUGCAGCAGAUUGCGGGCGCCAUGAGGGUCCUGCAAGCGAAAGGCAUAAUCCACAGGGACCUCAAACCCCAGAACAUUCUGCUCUCCUACCAGCCAGGACGCAAAUCCCACUCAAACAACACCUGCAUCAAAAUUGCUGACUUUGGUUUUGCCAGGUACCUCCAGAACAACAUGAUGGCCGCCACACUCUGCGGGUCUCCUAUGUACAUGGCACCUGAGGUCAUUAUGUCUCAAAACUAUGACGCCAAGGCUGACUUGUGGAGCAUCGGGACGAUUGUGUUCCAGUGCCUGACUGGGAAGGCUCCCUUCCAGGCAAGCAGCCCACAGGAUCUUAGGAUGUUCUAUGAGAAAAACAAGAACCUCAGCCCCAACAUUCCCAGAGAGACUUCCAGCCAUUUGAGGCAUCUCUUACGGGGCCUGCUGCAGCGCAAUCACAAGGACCGCAUGGACUUUGAUGAGUUUUUUUCACACCCAUUCUUGGAGGCCGCCAGCUCAUCCAUCAAAAAGACAACUCCGACUGUGACCAUGACCUGCUUCCCAAGUUCUGCUUCAGCCAGCUCUUGCAGCAGCUCCUCCACCUCCCACCUGGCCUCUCCUCCGCAGUCCCUUGCUGAGGUUCAGCAUUUGCGUGCCAAAGCACUGGCCUCUCCCACGCAGGAGGCCACUGGGUUUCUUCUCAAGGAUUCUUCUGGGGGAGGCGGCAGCAGCAAGAACUCCUCCUCCUGUGACACGGAUGACUUUGUCAUAGUGCCUGCUCAUUUCAACCCGGCAGAGCUUACGAGUGAGAGCAAAGUGCUGCAGGACAGUCUAAUGAAUAGCGGCUCCCUGCUGACUUCUGCUGGUUUGUGUGUCCAAGCCAAAACACCACCACACUCACCUUCCUAUAGUGGCUCCCCAAGUCGUGUCAGGCCUGGCGAGUCUUCGGGGAGUAACUACGCUGGUCACAGCGGAAGCCACGGUCACUCCCUGCCGAUCCCAGUUCCCACUCAGGUCCACAACUACCAGCGAUUGGAACAGCAUCUUUAUACUACCAAACAAGAAGGCUCGCCAAGGCUAUCUACACCGGUGCAUCGCUGCAGCAGCGGAAGCCCGGUGGGCUUUGCCCGAACUGGGCCUUCUCCACCGUACGGAACAGUAACCACCACCCGAAGGCUUUCUUUGGGAGGGGCAAGACCGUUUCAGCUCUCCCCUCAAGCUGCUCAGCAUGCUGAAUCCAGGCCCGCUGCUCAAAAGCACCCCCAUGCCGCCACAGGCCUGGGCACACGGCUCCACAGCGCCCCCUGUCUCUUGGAGUGCACCACCGGUAGCGGGAGGCAAAAAAUCCGAAAGCAGCACUCAGACCCGGUGGUGGUCCCCACGGCAGGCCUGAUGACAGUUCGUCCCCUACACUCUUCCCCACGCCUCAGUGAGCUAAUGCAGCGAAGCCCCCUUCCCACUAUUCUGGGCUCACCCUCCAGGACCAUGCCUCCCUUUGAAUUCCCCAGACCCCCCAGCUCUCCAAACCUCGUCAACUUCCUGACACAGCAGUGUUUGGUCAUGGGUUCUCCCAGCAGCAGGACUGCACCAGUCGAGCCCAGAGACGCAGGACAGCCGGCACCCACGCAGGGCCUACAGCCUUCACACUGCGUCCACAGGAUGAAUGAUGAUACCAGGGGAUUUGGAAGAUCUCAAAGCGCUGGCCUGCUGUCCGACAUGCUGCUGAUGGCGGCCUUUGGGCCGGGUGGACCGGUGAGUGACCGAGGAAGCACGGAGAACCUAGCGUGUGAAAAGGCUAUCGACAUAGCAGGUGGUGGAGGAUGUCCUGGACCGAGCUCCUGCAGCCCAGCACAGGUGGUUUUCACCAUCGGCUCCCCUCCCAGUGGCAGCACCCCGCCUCAGGCAUCCAGACAGAGGAAAUACUCAGGCUCGUUUGCUUCAGUCAGCCCUGCAGGCUCCUUCACCAGCCGCUACCCGCAGACAGCCGCCUACGGGGACGGCUUUGACGCCUCUUCCAGCCCUCGUUACAAUUUUUUUGAUCCCAUCACGGCCAACAUGGGCGGUCGAGUUACCUUUGAGGCCCCGGAGCUGCCUGAGGAGACCCUGAUGGAGCAAGAGCACACCGACACCGUACAGAGCCUGCGCUUCACAUUGGAUUUCGCUUACUGUCUGAUGGAGGUGGCCGGGGCCCGCGGCAUCACGUUGAUGGGGGUGCCAGGUGACGCUUCUCACCCCGUCUUCCUGCAGCAGCAGAGCCUGGUGGCAGAUCAGAUUAGCUCAUUGAGCCGGGAGUGGAGUCAUGCGGAGCAGUUGGUUCUGUACCUUAAAACUGCAGAGCUGUUGUCCACUGCCAUCCACACAGCCAUGGAGAGAGUGAAACAGGGCAAACUUUAUCCCUCAGCCACAGUCAAACAAGUCGUGAGGAGGCUGAAUGACCUGUACAAGUCCAGCGUGGCAUCGUGCCGCUCUCUCAGCACACGUCUGGAGCGCUUUUUCUCCAGGAAGCAGCGUCUAAUGGACCAAAUCACCUCCAUCACAGCUGAGAGGCUGCUCUUCAGCCACACUGUGCAGAUGGUUCAGUCUGCUGCUCUGGAUGAGAUGUUCCACCAGGGGGAGGCAUCCAUCCAGCGCUACCACAAAGCCCUCCUGCUGAUGGAGGGACUGUCUCUGCUGCUCACUCAACAGGAAGACAUCCUCAGUGUUAGCAAAUGUAAAGAGUGUAUCGAGCGUCGCCUCACAGCCCUGCAGUCUGGGCUCUGUGUGUGAGAACUCUGCACACGAUGUCACCCGUCAGCACAUUAUUGACGAACGUCAACAUCUCAUCACGGCUUUCACAAAAGUGAGAUCCCGAGCUUCAGCCAUCCAUCAAAGCCCUAUGUGAGAGAUCAUGACCUUUGUAUCGACUGUUGAAGAUUCCUCCUCCCACUAUGAGGCACACACAAGAUGGACCGGGGUACAUGUACAAGUGGGCGACUUGAUGAGUCUUCACGAUUCAUCAGUAUGGAGGUAUCAUUCGCACAUGUACGUCUACAUGAUACCACUUCUUGUGUUUUAUGUCUUCAACUAGUUAGGACUUGCUUGCGACAGUGUACAUUGCUUCAACCGGAGGCGCAUACAAUCGCUUAUUAGACCAACUGCUGCCAAAACGACGAAAAAGCAAGUACUUUUUAUAAUACGUUUGAUUUUAGAUUUACACUUUACGGACUUUUGCUUUUAAUGAAUAGAGACUGGCGCAGGAGGAGGUGGGGAAAAAGUGGGUCCAAAAACACAGAGGCUGUUUUCUUGUGUCCAGUACUUAGUCACCCCCCCCCGCCACCUCCCGCCCUCCAAUUGUUCCAUGUCGUCAUUGCAUCAUUGUAUCUAUCAAUCAUGUCAGCAUAAAAGCACGUAUAAUCAAAAACGCGAAUGUAUAGGACAGGAGAUAAGCCGCGUCAACAUCAGUCUGAAUGUUCGCUUGCUAGGAUUUCGGCUGCUGUUCGGCGGCUCACGCCUGAAUGUUUUUGCACUGUUGAAGUACUGUACAGAGUGGAACAUGCUACACAUGUCAAGUAUUGUUUGCUUUGCUUUAUUGGAAUAUACUUUGACUGAUUUCUGUAUCUACUGCCAUACAUGGAGUGCAGUUGUAUCAUAGUUACUGUGUGUUAGGUGCGAGAGUGUCCAUUAACAAGAGGGAUGCUGUGAGCGUUUUCUUAAGAAAAUAUGGAGGAAAAAAAAGCUUUAUGGUGAGGAGGGUUAAAAAAAUAAUAAUAAGUGUGUGUUUUGCUGCAGAGUAGUCAGUAGGUGACGAUUCUGUCUAGAUUUUUUUUUUUUUUUUAAGUUUUGAUUUGGAGUGCUGAUGUUAAAUAUUUUAUCUGGAUUCUUUCUGUUGAAUCCCAAACAGAUUCCUAUAACUCUCCUCAGUUGUGGGCCGGUGGAAAUGGUCAAUGUUAACGUAAUGUUGCCUGCGUUCAAAAGUGUAUUGUGUGCAUGUGAGCAUGUGUGGGUGGGGGUGUUGGUUGAGAUUUUGACUGCUGGCCACAGUGCAACGAAUGUUGCUGCUGUGGAGAAAACAUACAUGAAUGAAUAUGACCUAAUUUUGACUCCAUGGGUAGGAUCAACACACAACACGAUGGCCAAAGUGGCCACUGAAAGCAAUUCUUCUGGUUACGAAGGAGUAGGAGGGCCACACUGGAGGAACAAACGAAAACGACAAUGACGAAAUUUAUUUAUACUCUGUAGACUUACAUUUUUUGUCGUAAUAUUACAAGAAUAAAGGUGCGCUAUUAUGUGGAAAGAAAAAUCAACCCGAUAUGGUGUAUAAUUAUUUACCGAUGGCUGCUGGUCUGAUUGCUGCGUUUGUGUGGAAUUUUUUUUAAUUUACUGGGUAAAAUUACCACUUUAUUCUCCUCUUAACAUGACGUUUUUCUCGUAAUAUCACUAAUUUAUUCUCUUAAUAUUACAACUUUUUGUCAGAAUAUUACAGCUUUUUUCUUGUAAUGCUAAGACUUACUUCUUGUAAUACUAUGACUUUUAUAACAUUACAAUUUUACACGUGCAGGGUUGACUUUUCUUGUAAUAUUACAACUUUAGUCUCGUAUUACAAGAAAAAGUUGUGCUCUUUUUGACAAUAAAAUGAUCGCAGGCAUUUUUAAAAUUUUUUUACGGGUGGCCUUUUUACAUUUUCUUUAUUCUCUUCUCUUCUAAUAUUAUGAAUUUAUUCUCGUAACAUCACAGCUUUUUCUCUUAUCGUAUGUCCUGAUUAUUGCUGCAAUAUUAUGGCGUUUUUCUCAUAUUCCGAGGAAAAAAAUUCUGCUAUUAAAAAUUAUCACAAGAAUUAUAUAUAUAUAU